Mucor mucedo is the source of this 1327-nucleotide messenger RNA. Its product is annotated as actin-related protein. The record is from RefSeq and is a predicted model, not a curated record. Lineage: Eukaryota; Fungi; Mucoromycota; Mucoromycetes; Mucorales; Mucoraceae. Bases 74 to 1207 code for a protein of 377 amino acids. The transcript is spliced from 6 exons.
ACACACACACACACACACACACACAUCAACCUUUUUUUUUAUACAUACAUAUUAAUUUUGUUCAAUAGACUUAAUGAAUUCCGAAUUUGAUGAUGUGUUGACCAAUCAACCUGUCGUGAUUGAUAAUGGAUCAGGUGUUAUCAAGGCAGGUUUUGCUGGUGAAGAACAACCCAAAUGUUUCUUUCCUUCCAUGGUGGGUCGACCAAAGCAUGUUCGUAUUAUGGCAGGUGCAGUAGAAGGAGACACUUUUAUCGGCAGAAAGGCACAAGAGUUGCGUGGAUUAUUAAAGAUUAGAUAUCCCAUCGAACAUGGUAUUGUGACUGAUUGGGAAGACAUGGAGCGUAUUUGGCAAUAUAUCUAUACCGACGAGCUCAAGACACUUUCCGAAGAGCAUCCUGUCUUGUUGACCGAGGCACCUUUGAAUCCUCGAGCCAAUCGAGAUGCUGCUGCACAAAUCUUUUUUGAAACUUUCAAUGUGCCUGCAUUGUUCACCUCAAUUCAAGCCGUAUUGAGUUUAUACUCUUCAGGUAGAACCACAGGUAUUGUUCUUGAUUCGGGUGAUGGUGUCACACAUGCAGUGCCCGUCUAUGAAGGUUUUGCUAUUCCACAUGCUAUCCGUCGAGUCGAUAUUGCUGGAAGAGAUGUGACCGAGUAUUUACAAUUAUUAUUAAGAAAGUCAGGCUAUAAUUUCCAUACGACAGCAGAAAAGGAGGUUGUGCGCAUCAUUAAAGAAAAGACGUGUUAUAUCGCAUUAAAUCCAGCAAAGGAAGAGAAAGAAAUGAGCGGUAAAUUUGAUGACUUUAUGUUGCCUGAUGGAAAUGUCAUCAAGCUUGGUGCCGAACGAUUCCGUGCGCCAGAAAUUUUGUUCCAACCUGAAUUGAUUGGUGAGGAAUACCCUGGAAUUCAUCAAGUGAUUGUAGAUUGUAUUAGUCGUGCAGAUCUUGAUUUGAGAAAGUCACUUUAUUCCAACGUUGUUUUAUCUGGUGGUUCUACGUUAUGUAAAGGCUUUGGUGAACGUCUUUUGAGUGAGAUUAAGAAGCUUGCAUUAAAGGAUAUCAAGAUCAAGAUUUAUGCCCCUCCUGAGCGUAAAUACAGUACAUGGAUUGGUGGUUCUAUCUUGGCUUCCCUCAGUACUUUCAAAAAGAUGUGGGUUUCUGCUGAAGAGUAUCAAGAAGAUCCCGAUAUCAUUCACAAAAAGACGUUUUAAAAUUUAUAAUAUUUAAACUUUUUUAUACCAAACCCCCCCUCACUCACCCGCUCCUAAAAUGAACACACAGUCACACAAUAAACAAUUUUUUUGUUUUUGGCUUCCCCAUCUUUCUCCCUU